AGAAUUAUUUUAGAUUUUUGACCAGUUUUGUGACUUUAGUUUAUCAGUUACAGUUGAGUUCACACUAAACUUCCCACACUUGUGCACUUCUAGUGCACUAGAGCUGAACUAGAAGUGUACACCGUGUGCACUAGACCAUAUGACCAGGCUGGCCAGAGAAGAUGACAACUAAAUCGUGUAUUGGAUAAUUGCAUAUCAAGUGACAGGGGCAUCCAUUGUUAAGUUGUUUAAAGGAUAUAUCUGGAUAGAAAGGUUACUACCUGUAUAUGUGUAUCUGUUUUUGAAUAACAUUUGGUGUUGACAAGGUUAGUUGUUGAUCAUGUAUGUGGAUACCACAGACCAAGUUAAUGAACUACACCAAGAUGAUGAGAAUUGUUCAGUGCUACAACUUAACUACAAUCACAUAAAUGAAUUAACCGAUGAUGACAUGAAUUCAAAAGCCUUCCAGAAUGCAAAAUGUUUGUAUUUAAAGAGGAACAACAUCAAAACUUUGCCAAAGAGCAUAAAGUUAAUGAUAGCACUGACACAGUUGCAUAUAGAAGGCAACAAUUUAUCUAGUCUACCAGAUGAGAUUGGUGAUUUAAAGUUACUGGAAGUGCUCAAUGUUGUAUCUAAUGGUUUGACGAGCAUACCACCUAGUAUUGGUGAACUGAAAGGUCUUAAAAAGCUUCAGAUAUCUAUGAACAAAAUAAGAUGCCUUCCAAAUGAAAUUGGAAACUUACAGUGUUUGGAGACAUUGGAGGCUUCUAGUAAUAAUUUGUUUAGUGUACCUGUCAGUCUUAUAAACUGUACACAACUAAAACUGCUAGCUCUUGAUAAGAAUAGAUUGAAGUUGUUGCCAAGGCAACUUUGCAGAUUGAAGAAACUUACAGAACUUUCAUUAGCCGGAAACCAGUUGGAAUAUCUUCCGCCAAUGAUAUUUCAUGACCUGUCGUCAUUAGGUAAUCUUGUGAUAGACCAGAAUCCUCUAAUAACAGUGUACCCACCACACCCGGGAAAUAUUGAGAUCAGUCACUUUGGAAUAUCUCGCAUAGAUGGUAGGGAUAGGGAGAGAUUUCAACAUUUGAUCAUCCAAGGAAAGACAAUUUCUAUGCCUGAAGAAUUUUCUGAGUUGUGUAGACCAGGAAAGAGUAGUGUCCCCUGUCUUCAGGAACUAACUCUGAGGUCAUUUCAUGCAAAACUGGAUUUACAGUCUGGUUACUUAGAAGACCUGUUAUCAGCAGAUCUUGUGGACACUGUUAUGUUUCCUACCAGCCUGUGUCAUCAUUGUAGAAAAACCUUGUUUAUAUCUGCAUUCCCAGUUAUAUACAAAGAAAAUAACACUACAUUACUUACAUCAGCUUUCUGCUGUUCUGUCAAGUGUAUUGUAUAUCAUGAUUUCAAACAAGAUACAUUACUGUAUCCACCAAGCUGAUGGGUGGAGUAAUAUGAAGGAUACCACCUAGCUGAUGCCUGAUGGGUGGGGUAAUGUGACUGUAAUCAGUUAUUCAGAAAACAAGGUGCUCAUUGUCUAACAUUGUGAUACAUAUGAAUAUUGAUAUCAUUUUUGUAAGCAUGUAGAAUCCGUGAUAUGUUUGAUAUGUAAACUUUUUGUAAGCGUGUAGAAAUUGUGAUAUGUUUGAUAUGUAAACUUUAUGUAAGCGUGUAGGAACUGUGAUAUGUUUGAUAUGUAAACUUUGUGUAAGCGUGUAGAAAUUGUGAUAUGUUUGAUAUAUAAACAUUGUGUAAGCGUGUAGGAACUGUGAUAUGUUUGAUAUGUAAUCUUUGUGUAAGCGUGUAGAAAUUGUGAUAUGUUUGAUAUAUAAACAUUGUGUAAGCGUGUAGGAACUGUGAUAUGUUUGAUAUGUAAACUUUGUGUAAGCGUGUAGGAACUGUGAUAUGUUUGAUAUGUAAACUUUGUGUAAGGGUGUAGGAACUGUGAUAUGUUUGAUAUGUAAACUUUGUGUAAGCGUGUAGAAAUUGUGAUAUGUUUGAAUUAUAAACAUUGUGUAAGCGUGUAGGAACUGUGUUAUGUUUGAUAUGUAAACUUUGUGUAAGCGUGUAGAAAUUGUGAUAUGUUUGAUAAUUUAUUGCUUUGUUAAAUGGGAUUAUGUUUCUAAGAAUUGUUCUGUUAUUUGAUAAAAACUGUUUUCAGACAAGCAUUGACA
Molecule: messenger RNA, 2147 nt
Organism: Ruditapes philippinarum (Manila clam)
Lineage: Eukaryota; Metazoa; Mollusca; Bivalvia; Venerida; Veneridae
Product: leucine-rich repeat-containing protein 28-like
Exons: 8
Coding region: 320-1414 (364 amino acids)
Molecular function (GO): protein binding
Source: RefSeq, a predicted model, not a curated record